This is a messenger RNA of Scleropages formosus (Asian bonytongue), 3575 nucleotides long. RefSeq names its product NDRG family member 4 (gene ndrg4). The coding region runs from base 291 to 1607 and encodes 438 amino acids. The transcript is spliced from 18 exons. NCBI's taxonomy places the organism in Eukaryota, Metazoa, Chordata, Actinopteri, Osteoglossiformes, Osteoglossidae. The record is from RefSeq and is a predicted model, not a curated record.
CAUCUGGGCUGACACGUGUUCUCUGUUUAUUACCACUGAGGACGAGAGAGGGGGAGAGAGAGAGAGAGAGAGGGAGGGAGGGAGGGAGAGAGAAAGACAGCGAGGGAGGGGGAGGUGUGUGUGCAGUGGGGGUCCAGAUAGGAGCAACCUCACAGGGUAGACAGCCUCUCUCAUAUCCCCACGCACAUUCCCAAACAGACAGGAGGAACGCAGGAGAGAAGCGCACACGUACGUCGACCGGACUCGGUCUCCAAGGAAGCCGAAACCACCGAAAUAGGUUACUCUCCAGGAUGGCUGGGAUGAAGGAGCAGAAGUUCACGGAGGAGAAGCCCCUACUGCCAGAACAAAGAGGGCAGGACACAGAGAUGCAGCAGGAGAGCACUAACGGGGCGCAGAGCACAAACGUGCAGCCCUGUGUGGCCUCCCCGCCCUCCGGUGCCACGCCACCCCCGAGCCGCCCCCACCGGUGGCACAUGUUUGCGCGGCACUGGCUCCGUAUGACCCGCCGUCGGACCAGCGGGUGCAUCCCGGAGACCAGUGACACCUUCGCUACUGUGGGAGACUGGAAGGAACAUGACGUUGAGACACCCUAUGGUAUGAUCCAUGUUGUAAUUAAGGGUGCACCCAAGGGGAACAGACCAGCAAUCCUGACCUACCAUGAUGUGGGGCUCAACCACAAGCUGUGCUUCAAUGCAUUCUUCCAAAAUGAGGACAUGCAGGAGAUCACUAAGCACUUUGUGGUAUGCCAUGUGGAUGCCCCUGGGCAGCAAAUAGGAGCCUCCCAGUUUCCCCAGGGGUACCAGUACCCCACGAUGGACCAGCUGGCAGGCAUGCUGCCCAGUGUUGUGCAGCACUUUGGAUUUAAGAGCAUCGUAGGAAUUGGAGUUGGCGCUGGUGCCUACAUCCUGGCGAAAUUUGCUCUCAUUUUUCCAGAUCUGGUGGAGGGCCUUGUUCUACUGAACAUUGACCCCAAUGGAAAGGGCUGGAUUGACUGGGCAGCCAGUAAGCUAUCUGGCCUCACAAGCACCCUGCCUGACACGGUGCUGCCCCAUCUCUUCAGUCAGGAGGAGCUGAUGAACAACACAGAGCUGGUGCAGAGCUACCGACAGCAGAUCAACAAUACUAUCAACCAGUUCAAUCUGCAGCUUUUCUGGAAUAUGUACAACAGCCGUCGAGAUCUGGAGAUGAGCCGCACUGGAACCGUGCUGAAUGCCAAGACUAUCCGGUGCCCAGUCAUGCUGGUUGUUGGUGAUAAUGCCCCUGCUGAAGAAGGAGUGGUUGAGUGCAAUUCCAAGCUGGAUCCUACUAAUACCACCUUUCUGAAGAUGGCUGAUUCUGGUGGACUGCCCCAGGUCACACAGCCUGGGAAACUCACUGAGGCUUUCAAAUACUUCCUCCAGGGAAUGGGCUACAUUGCGUAUAUAAAGGAUCGAAGGUUGAGUGGGGGGCCAGUGCCCUCCGCCAGCAUGACUCGACUGGCUCGCUCACGGACCGCUUCGCUCACCAGCGCCGGUUCCAUCGACGGCUCCCGCAACCGCCCCUGCACCCACUCGGACAGCAGCGAUGCCGUGGGCCAGCUCAACCAUACUAUGGAGGUCUCUUGCUGAGGGCCUUGGGACUGGGAGCAAGGGCCAGGAGAUCUCCUUGGAUGCAACCUGCACCCCAUCAGCUCCUUUUCCUCCUCUCUUUGCACAACUCCCCUUUGCUCACCGCCACCUCCUAUGAAACCUUAGAUUUAGCAAGCACUUUGUUUUACAUAACCUUUUUUCUACUUUUGUCCAGUGUCUUCCCACCCACACCCAAACAUUUCCUCAAUGACUGCUUCCUGUUCCCUAAAAUUCAUUUCAUUUCUUGUGUCAAGUGUUGCAGGAGGGGGGUAUAACAUCAAUGCAAAAAAUAAGUUUCUGAAGUAUUCAGGAUGACUUCUGCUUGAGGCCGUAGAUGGUUAAACACAGUGUGCAUAAAGUCAUGCUUUAUGGAAAUUAUAUCUUAAGAAGGAUUUUAGAAGGCUUUAUUGUAGCAGUAAUUUCUGGAGUUUUCAGGUCAUGCGUUAGGAGUGUACCAGGGCCAUUCUGUAGCAGAUCCUUCUCUUCCAUGACUGACCAAAGUGGCACCGAUGUUGGACAUGGCACUUGAAGGGAGUGCCCAGGGCCUGGUACAUGGCAGCACGUAUUAACCGCCACCACGCCACCAUGACCCCUCCCCCUAACCCCUCUCCAUCUCUUGCGGUAUGACAUGUUUCACGGCUUUACCGCCUACAUAGCCUGUUGUGGUAGUGCGGUAACAUAGCCUGCUGACUGAGAGCAUCACGCUGUAUUCAGAAACAAAGACGGAAACAUCCUCUGAAGUCCACCAUCACGAAAUGCUAGUUCAAAGUGGAGACAGGUAGUUUUAAAACACUAACCGUGCAGUGAAAUCGGAAUUAGAGCCUAGAAAAUUAACAUUUCGUGGAUUUUUUUUCUGUAGGCAGUUAUUUAAAAAUGAUAGAGAAGCAUUGAUGUUGUUUGAAUAUUGACACGGCAUGCUGUCACAUGGCGCUUUAUACUGUUAAAACCACUCCAUAUGGUUUCAAUGUUCUGUAUACCUGAUUGGGUGAGUGAUUGAGUGAGUGAUUGAGAAGAACAGGCUUGUAGUGCUCUUAGAAGGUCUUUAUUGGUCAUAUGAGAAUUCAGUUUUAGAUUGAAGAGACCCAUCUGUACAUGUACAGCACUGAAACAUGUCCCAGCUGCCUCAACCAACCGAGUAGCCGUUCGACACCCGUACCCUCCUGUACAUCGGUUAAGGCUCUGCAGAACCAGGUCUGGAAAGCUCCCUGUUCCAGUGGGUCCAAAGAGAGGUGUGUGCACUGCCAGGGAGUGGUGUGCUGGGGUCUUUACAUUGACAAUCACCUUCCAAUACAAACCAAACCAGGCCUUGGAGCCCAGGCAGACCCCACUGGAAGCAGGGAGUCCUGGCUAGAUUGGUGUCUUGCGAAACACCUUUCCCCAUAGCACCCAGCCCUAAAUAAUGAUAAUAAUGCCAAAGCCACACACAGACAGUGGUUGGGUGCUCUGGGGAAGUAUAAAUAACACAUAGACAUGAACGGAGACGGAGCGAGAGAGAAGGGGAGAGAUGGCACCGCAUGCUCGAAUAUCCUCUGAACAAAUAAAACCGAAACACACGGGCAUACAGAUAUGACACACAUACGCAAACAGAUUUUACAGUGCAGAUACAUGAAAGAAGACAAAUAAUAUAGCCAUAUUCACUUGCAUUCAAUCCUGCAUAAUUCCCUUCAAUUGACAGUUGUUUUCAAGGGGAAAAAGAAAGAUUUUUAUGCUGUAGGCUACCUAUGAAUCCUUGACAGCCAUGAAAAUAAUACAUUUGCAUGUCUGGGUUACAUAACCUAGGAUUUACAAAAAAAGUGUUCAUUAAUUGUUUCUGAAAUGCAGCAUUUUGAUUUUGGUCCUAUUGAACCUUAUUUAGUCGAAACAGAAUAAUCCAGAACAAUAAUUCCACAUACAAAAUCGAUAUGUAAUUAAUUUGUUUGUUUCAAAAAUCUUUUAUGUUACUGUACAUGUUUUUGAGUGCAUGCAAAG